This is a messenger RNA of Adineta steineri, 447 nucleotides long. NCBI's taxonomy places the organism in Eukaryota, Metazoa, Rotifera, Eurotatoria, Adinetida, Adinetidae. The record is from the annotation of a GenBank genome assembly.
AUGGAAUAUUUACCCGACGAAUUAUUCUUAAUUAUCUUUUGUUAUUUAUCUAAACUUGAUAUUGUUUGUGCAUUCAAUAAUCUCAAUUAUCGUUUUCAACAAUUAACUAAUCCAUACCUGUUCAAUAUUGAUUUUACACAGAAAAAUAAUAUCAACUAUCGAACUAUCUAUUCAUUUAUCAACGAAAUUCUACCAUCACAAGGUCAUAAUAUUCGAAUUUUAACACUUCAAAUAGGCCAACAACAACGAUUAUUUCAAUCUCAUAUACAUCAAUUAACAAAUCUUACAUGUCUAACGUUAAAAUCAGAUGAAACUUACAAACUCAACUCUACUGAUGAGCUUUAUCAAUUUCUCGCAAAUAUUUUAUCUCUUAAAACUUUAAAUAAACUUUCAAUUUCCAAAGGAAGAAAAGCCCUUGAAAGCAAUAAACACUUUCGCAUCAUAUAA